This is a messenger RNA of Linderina pennispora, 1242 nucleotides long. RefSeq lists its product as uncharacterized. The record is from RefSeq and is a predicted model, not a curated record. NCBI's taxonomy places the organism in Eukaryota, Fungi, Kickxellomycota, Kickxellomycetes, Kickxellales, Kickxellaceae. The transcript is spliced from 3 exons. Bases 1 to 1242 code for a protein of 413 amino acids.
AUGCCCAAGCUCGUCGCAUCCUUCGUGCGCAAUUCUUAUUGCCGCAGUGGCACCAUCAACAAUGGCGGUGGUGGCCAGCCAGGCCACGCGUCUGCCCUGUCGCCUGUCCCCCAGCCCCACCACCAGUUCCGCCCGGCGGAGACGCGGCAGGAUGUGAUGAAGACGGUGGAGGAGAAGCUAAGCCACAAAGCGGAUCUCAACCGCAUCUCGGUGGAGUUCUUGCUCAAUGGCAGGAAGGAGCAAGGGGAGCAGGAGAAGGGGGAGCAGGAGAAGCAGGCCGAGAUGUCCAGGCGCAGCGGCUACAAGCUGUCGCCGGUCAAGCAGCUGCCGAGCCCAGAACUCUCUCUGUCGCCCACCGACACCCUCGGCCCGCAAUUCAACCAGCUCAGCAUCCGUGGCCCGAAAGGCAAGGCACCAGACUAUGGCUACCAGCAGCAGGGAAUAGUGUCGCCACGGUCGCCGUGCAAGCCGCGUCAGGUGUCACCGUACCAGGUGCCGCACCAGCACCAGAUGGUACCGCCCCAGUACCAAAUGCCACCCCACCAGAUGCAGAUGCCUCCCCAGAUGCAGCCUAUGCACACGCUGACAAGAGCGCCGCUUCCACACCACCAGGCCGAUGUGCGUGAAAUCCCCAUCGACCUCCACCAGCGACACUCGGCCCACUACGCCCAGCCAUCACGCAUCCACCCGUAUAUGCAGCACCCGACCAUGCACCAGAUGGUUCAUGGGCAAGAGUCGGUGAUGGCGUUCCAUACGAGCGUGAAUGUCCCGCAGGAGAGGUAUGUGUUUGCCCCGCUGAACACCGGAAACAUGACGCACCCCUACCCACCCUCAUACUACCCAGAAGAGGCGCCGCAGAAGCAGGACGGCGUCAUGAACUUCUACCACGGCAAGCGCUCCCGUGGCCCCGCCAACAGAUGGCAGCCUGAGGAGGACGAGCUGCUCAAGAAGGCCGUCGAGAAGUGGGGAGACGAGCGCCAGUGGGUGAAGGUCUCCAAGAUGGUGCCGGGCCGCACCAACCUGCAGUGCCGCCAGCGCUGGCUCUGCAACCUCAAGGGCAAGAUCAUGGCCGCUAAGCUCAAGGCGGAGGCCGCUGAGAAAAACGCAGCACUGCUGGCUGCUGCGACAGCCACUGCUAAUGCCGCGGCUGUCGCCAGCUCCAGCAAGGUUGCCGAGCCUGCUGCUGAGACCAUGGCGGUCGAUAACGCUGAGCAGGACGACCAGGAUAAGGAGAUGGAGUAA